GAACGUCACCGUGACAGCAGCAUCUGUCGAAAUUAGUGAUAGGUUCAGGUGCGGUGGUUUCUGUGUGUUUAUCAGGGUUUAUUAUGUAUAUCCGAUGACACUGAUCCGGGAGUUUCGCUCGUGUUGGCUCAUCGCUACAUUCGGUUGUAUUUUGUUCACUGCAGGCACUGGAAUUCUGUUCUGGAAUGAGGGCCGGGCCGUUCACACAAUUCUUUCCUUGGACGAGGCUCAGAACGAUGCAAUCACUCUCGACCCGGAUGCCGAAAUUGAGGAAACCUACGAAGGCCGAUUGGUUCACAUAAAGGGGCCGAUCCUUGUUGGGGAACCUUUGACGGAGCCUGACUACAACAUCAUAGUGAUGGCGGUGAAGCUUAAGCGGCGAGUUCAGAUGUACCAAUGGAUUGAAGAGUCAGUGGAGCAGAAUUAUGGCGAGUCCAUGGUUGUCGAAACACAGGAUCGGACAUAUUAUUACUACCGGGACUGGAGAGAUAAACUCAUUGAUUCACGUCAAUUUUACAUUCAAAGUGGCCAUCAGAAUCCAGCACAUUUCCCCAUCGAAAGCCAAACCCAGACUGCAGAAAUAGUCUCUAUAGGAAGAUAUGAACUUGGCAUUGAAGCCAAGACUCGAUUCAAUAAUUUCGCUGAACUGACCUCAGACACAAGGCCAGACGAUUCGUCGAUAAAACUGCAUUUAGGACUUUAUUAUCAUAGCAACGAUAUUUUUGAGCCCGAAGUCGGCGAUAUUCGUAUUUUAUUUUCUUACGCGGGGAUGGAAGGUGAAGUGUAUACGGUGGUUGGAAAAUUACAAAAAGGCAAAAUCGUACCAUAUGAAACCAGUCGUAAAUCAAAAAUACUUUUAGUGUAUAGUGGAGAAUUGACGCUGAAAGAAGUGUUCAAGGCUGAGCAUCACGUGCAACGACUAACGACAUGGGGAUUCCGAUUUAUGGGCUGGGUUCUAAUAUUUUUCGGCGCCAGCUGCACCACGUCUUUACUCCAUAUCAUUCUCAAUCAAGUUUGCUUUUUAUCUGUCCUGGCUCCAGAUCCCCGGUACCCUGUUGGUGCGAAUCUCAUGGUGUCGUAUUCACUAGCACUCAUUGUGACAUCUAUUGCUUGGAUCUUCCAUCGCCCAUGGAUUGGCGCUGGACUCUUAUUUGCCGCUGCCUCGCCAUUCUUGUAUUGCGCCCGAGGAUUUAUUGGAUAUGAGCGAGUGAGUUAGGAAGAAUUAUAGGAAUCCUUUUCAUCAUGAAUAACUACACUUAUGGACAAUGUGUGAUCAUUUAUUUAUUUCCUUUUGUUGUGAUGUGUAAGACUUCAUAUUAAGUAGUAUUUAAGGACGUGUUUAACAUCCUCUCAUCUUGUUGUGUCUUUUGUUAUUCUCAUGAAUAAAAUAUUGAAUAUUUAAAACCGUGUAAA
Molecule: messenger RNA, 1413 nt
Organism: Hermetia illucens (black soldier fly)
Lineage: Eukaryota; Metazoa; Arthropoda; Insecta; Diptera; Stratiomyidae
Gene: Tmem43
Product: transmembrane protein 43 homolog
Exons: 5
Coding region: 95-1216 (373 amino acids)
Biological process (GO): nuclear membrane organization
Cellular component (GO): nuclear inner membrane
Source: RefSeq, a predicted model, not a curated record